AUGGCGAUGACGAUGACCGGCCGUGUGCUGCUGGUGUGUGCCCUCUGCGUGCUGUGGUGCGUUGCCGGCGGUGUUUAUGCGAGGGACGUUGACACCAACGCACUGGGUGGCUGCAUGGCGUCGGGAAUGUUGGGUGAGAAUGGAUCCCACAUGCCUGACGGAUGCAAUAAAACCGCUAUUACGGUGCGUUUGCGGUCAGUACUGCCCAUCGCUGCCGUUGAAGCAGCAAAUGAGGAAGUAAGUGAUACUUCUCAGCAUGCGAAUAAUUCAGGUUCUGAUACAAAUACAGGUUCUGGUGGGGAGGGGGGCGGUUCUGCUGCUGGCGCUGGAGGUCCUUCUGCUUCUCCUGCUCCUCCUCCUACUGGAGGUACAGAGGGUUCUGUUGGUGCUGGAGACAGUUCUGUUUCUGGAGGAAGCAGUGGGAAUUCUACUGGCGGUCACGUCACCGGUGGCGUUUCUUCUGAUUCAUCUGAAAGUCCUUCAGGUCUUCCUGCUGAUUCUCCUGGUGUUGACCCUUCAGCUAGCAGCAGUGGUGGUACAGCGGGGUCCCCAGGCACUAAUCCAUCUAACACAACAGGGGACUCUUCAACAGGAGAUCAGACGUCUGCUGCAUCAGCAGCGGCUCACAACUCCUCGCUACCCGAAGGACCUGCAGGGACGACAUCCGGCACUGGACAAAAAGAAGAAGAGGAAGAAGAGGAAGAGAAUGAACAGCAGCAGCAGAGUGAUGAAACACAAGUCCAACAACAUCAACAGCAUGAACACCCCGCGGAAAGUGGCGAAGAAUCCGCGAAAGAUAAAAACGCCCUUCUUACAAAUGCCACCGCAAAUACAGGCGACAGUGACGGCAGCACCGCGGUCUCCCACGCCACCUCCCCCCUUUUGCCUCUUCUUCUUGGUGUUGCGUGUGCGGCUGCUGCUGCGGUGGUGGCCGCGUGA
Molecule: messenger RNA, 939 nt
Organism: Trypanosoma cruzi
Lineage: Eukaryota; Euglenozoa; Kinetoplastea; Trypanosomatida; Trypanosomatidae
Product: mucin-associated surface protein (MASP), putative
Exons: 1
Coding region: 1-939 (312 amino acids)
Source: RefSeq, a predicted model, not a curated record